AUGUGAGACGUGAUGGGCAGCCAGGGCAGCCCGGUGAAGAGCUACGACUACCUCCUCAAGUUCCUCCUGGUGGGAGACAGCGACGUUGGCAAAGGAGAGAUCCUGGACAGCCUGCAGGACGGCUCGGCCGAAUCCCCGUACGCUUACAGUAGCGGUAUCGACUAUAAAACCACAACGAUUCUUCUGGAUGGGAGGAGAGUGAAGCUGGAGCUUUGGUAAGCACAUUUCCUUCCUUCCUUCCUUCCUUCCUUCCUUCCUUCCUACCUUCCUUACUCUCAGGGCAUCCUGCUGGUCUAUGACAUCACCAACCGCUGGUCGUUCGACGGCAUCGACCGCUGGAUCCGAGAGAUCGAUGAGCACGCUCCCGGCGUUCCUCGGAUCCUCGUCGGUAACCGGCUGCAUCUGGCCUUCAAGCGGCAGGUUCCCACCGAGCAGGCGCGGGCGUACGCCGAGAAGAACGGCAUGACGUUCUUCGAGGUGAGCCCGCUGUGCAACUUCAACGUCAUCGAGUCGUUCACCGAGCUGUCGCGCAUCGUGCUCAUGAGGCACGGCAUGGAGAAGUUCUGGAGGCCCAACAGAGUCUUCAGCCUGCAGGAUCUCUGCUGCAGAGCCAUCGUGUCGUGCACGCCGGUCCACCUCAUCGAUAAGCUGCCGCUGCCCGUCGCCAUCAAGUCUCACCUGAAGUCGUUCUCCAUGGCGAACGGCAUGAACGCCGUCAUGAUGCACGGACGCUCGUACUCGCUCGCCAACCCGGCCGGCGGCUCCAAGGGCAACAGCCUGAAACGCUCCAAGUCCAUCCGCCCGCCGCAGAGCCCUCCGCAGAACUGCACCCGGAACAACUGUAAGAUCUCCUAAACACCGACGAUGA
Scomber japonicus (chub mackerel) is the source of this 868-nucleotide messenger RNA. RefSeq names its product ras-related protein Rab-40C-like. Gene Ontology annotation, molecular function: GTPase activity; GTP binding. Gene Ontology annotation, cellular component: synaptic vesicle; endosome; plasma membrane. The transcript is spliced from 5 exons. The record is from RefSeq and is a predicted model, not a curated record. NCBI's taxonomy places the organism in Eukaryota, Metazoa, Chordata, Actinopteri, Scombriformes, Scombridae. Gene Ontology annotation, biological process: intracellular signal transduction; protein localization to plasma membrane.